Messenger RNA from Eutrema salsugineum, 2307 nucleotides. Its product is annotated as FT-interacting protein 1. The record is from RefSeq and is a predicted model, not a curated record. NCBI's taxonomy places the organism in Eukaryota, Viridiplantae, Streptophyta, Magnoliopsida, Brassicales, Brassicaceae. The transcript has a single exon. The coding region runs from base 1 to 2307 and encodes 768 amino acids.
AUGUCAGAGAACGACGACUUCUCACUUAGAGAGACAUGUCCGAAUAUCGGUGGCGGAAGAUCAAAUUCCGGCGGCGAAAUGGUGACGUCGUCAUCAUUCGAUCUAGUGGAACGAAUGACGUUUCUCUACAUCCGGAUCCUCAGGGCACAAGCUUUACCAUCCAACGAAUCAUUCAUCGAAAUCACAAUCGGAAACUACAAAGGAAGAACGAAACAGAGCACAAACCCUAACGCAAGCCCUGAGUUUCACGAAGUUUUCGCCUUUAACAAAGAUCGUCUCCAAGGGAACGUCUUGGAAGUGGCUGUGAAGGCAAACGAAGAAGAGACAAUCGGUAAAUGUAAAUUCGAAGUCGCUGAGAUUCCGACACGCGUCCCUCCGGAUAGUCCAUUGGCUCCUCAAUGGUAUAGAUUAGAAGAUGGAAAUGGAAACAGAUUUGGAGGAGAGGUUAUGUUGUCUGUAUGGAUGGGGACACAAGCCGAUGAGGUUUUCCCUGAAGCUUGGCACUCAGAUUCCGUUACGGUGAACGGAGAAAACGCGGUGAUCGCGAGGUCUAAAGUGUAUCUGUCUCCGAGGCUAUGGUAUUUGCGAGUGAAUGUCAUCGAGGCUCAAGAUUUAGUUCCUUUGCAAGGAAACAGAACGAAUCCAGAGGUUUUUGUAAAAGGGUCUCUAGGGAACAUUGCUGUGAGGAGUAACGUUUCGCAGACGCGUACAUUGAGUCCAGUUUGGAAUGAGGAUUUGAUGUUAGUGGCGGUUGAGCCGUUUGAAGACAGUUUGAUACUUAGCUUGGUGGACAAGGUAGGUCAAAGAGAAGAAGUUUUAGGGAAAUGUGAGAUAAACUUAUCUCAGGUUGAGAGAAGAGUGUUGCCUGGACCUGUACCGGCUCUUUGGUACAACCUCGAGCGUACCGGAGAAGAAGGAGGAGGAGGAGUAUUCGCCGGGAGGAUUCAUUUGCGAGUAUCAUUGGACGGAGGCUACCAUGUGCUUGACGAGACGAUUCAAUACAGCAGUGAUUACAGAGCUUCAGCUAAAACUCUAUGGACUCAAGCGAUUGGUGUGUUGGAGCUUGGAGUCAUAAGUGCGUCCGGUUUGAUGCCGAUGAAGUCACGGGACGGUCGAGGAACGACGGAUGCGUAUUGUGUGGCGAAAUACGGGAGGAAAUGGGUGAGAACGAGGACGAUCGUCGAUACUUUUAGUCCCAAAUGGAACGAGCAGUAUACUUGGGAGGUUUAUGAUCCUUGUACUGUAAUAACCGUGGCGGUUUUCGACAACGUGAAUAUGAUGUUGGUACCUGAAAACAACAACGGAAGAAGAUCAGGACCGGUGGAUUCGAGGAUCGGUAAGAUCAGGAUUCGUUUGUCCACACUAGAAACAGACAGGAUCUACACACAUUCGUAUCCGCUCAUUGUUUUGAAACCGGACGGUGUGAAGAAAAUGGGAGAGAUUCAACUCGCGGUUCGGUUCUCAUCUACUUCAACGAUCGAUAUGCUUCAGAAAUACUCAGAGCCUUUGCUACCUAAAAUGCAUUACCUAAUGCCAUUGUCUCUACGCCAGCUAGAGGGUCUUAGGUAUCAAGCAAAUCUCAUACUUUGUAUGAAGCUAGGCAGGACCGAGCCGCCUCUAGGACGUGAUGUGAUUGAGUAUAUGCUCGAUUUCGGACAUAACUCAUGGAGUAUAAGAAGAGGAAGAGCAAAUUUCGCGAGGCUUGUCGGUUUCUUCUCAGCGUUUUGCGAUUCUUGGACUUGGUUUGAUUCGGUUUGCAAAUGGAAGAGUCCGGUAACGACGAUUCUUGCACAUUUCAUCUUCUUGUUCAUUGUGUUUCUACCUAAGCAUUGCGUUACCUCUCUGCUAUUGUAUUGCUUCGUGAUCGGGUUUUAUCGGUAUCGUUUGCGACCUAGACAUCCUCCUCACAUGGAUAUAAAGCUGUCUCAGGCUGAUUCUGCUUCACAUGAUGAUCUCGACGAGGAGUUUGAUGGGGUUCCGACCACGAAAAGUGGAGAUUUGUUGAAGUCAAGGUACGAUAGGUUAAGAGAUAUUGCAAGGAGGAUGAUGAUGGUUUUAGGUGAUUUGGCUACGCAAGGAGAGAGAGUGAAGAAUCUUUUGAGUUGGAGAGAUCCUAGGGCAACGUUUCUCUUCUCCACGUUUUGUUUGGCUGCUUGUGGAGUAAUCUUCUUAGUCUCCAUGAAACUGCUCAUGACUUUGCUUGCGUUCUACGUCAUGAGACAUCCUAGGCUUAGGGUUUUUGAUAUACCUUCCAUUCCUCAAAACUUCUUUAGGAGAUUGCCUUCAAGAGCUGAUAGUAUGUUGUGA